AUGGCGCAGCGCGAGUCCUUGCUCGUGUCGACCGCGCGCCCGCGCGCGUCGCGUCGCCUCGGCGGCGGCGCGACGACGCGGCGGCGCCGCCUCGCGCGCGUCCUCCGCGGCGAGCGCGGCGUUCUCUUCCUCCUCCUUCUCGGCGUGCUCGCGCUCGUCGCGUCGCACCUCGCCGCCGCGAUCCUCCCUCGCGUCCUCGCCGCGUACCGCCCGGGCGUCUGCGUCCCCGGGUCCGGACUCGCGCCGUGCCCGCCCGAGGCGUCGCGCGUUGACGUGGACGUCGUCUCCGUCGCGGCGAAGCCGACGUGCGUGACGCACGUCGCGGUCCUCGCGCUGAACCAGUACGUCAAUCCGCGGCGUAUCGUGUUCGUGACGUCCUCCGCGUCCAAGUGCGCGACGCUGAUCGCGAUGGCGUCGAACGUGGAGUGCGUCGCGGAGGACGACAUCGUGCCGGGGGUGACCAAAGCCUCCGUGCGCGAUGAGCUUCGAAGGCUGCACGGCGACGGCGCGGACGCGGAUAAGCUCGGACGGUCUCGAUCGGGAUGGUACCUCCAGCAGCUCGUCAAGCUCGGCGCCGCGGACGCGAUCGAGGGCCUGAGCGACGUCUUCGCGGUGUGGGACAGCGACAUGAUCCCGCUGUGGCCGACGCGGUUGGUGUCCGAGGGGAGGGUGGGCGCGUCGGGCGCGCGGCGGGUCGUGCGGCAGAUUGGCGGGUACGUCAUCGGAGGGUACGAGAAGAGUUACGAGACGUUGACGGGGGGGGAGACGUUGUCGUACGCGCCGGACGGGAGCGGGUACGUCGCGCAUCACAUGGUCAUGGAGCGACGGUUCGUGAGGGAGCUCCUGGCGACGUUCGAGAGGUCGUUGACGUUGACGACGAAGGCUGUGGGGGGAGGGGGAGGAGGCGGCGGCGGGGGCGGGGGAGGGGGGGAUGGAGAGCGCGGCGGCGGCGGCGGCGGCGGCGGCGGCGGCGGCGGGGGCGGCGGCGGCGGCUUCCCGCGCUGGGCGUCCGCGAUCCUCGCGGCGAUCCCCUCCGACGAUCUCGACUUGGGCUUCAGCGAGUACGCGUCCUACGCGAGCUUCGUGUCGUCUCGGCACCCGGAGACGGUGGAGACGGCGACGUCGCGGACGUGGAGUCGGCACCCGCUGGGUCCGUUCGUCGGGUCGUUCGCGAUUCGCGCGUUUCGGUGGCUCGGCGGAACGGGGUUAUGUUGUCCGACCGCGGGGAUGGUGCGUCUGAUGAAGGUGUUGGGGUAUCAGUACGCCGGGUUCGAGAUCGGGCACGUCGGGUCGUGCGGUCUGAAUGCGCCCGGGCGAGAGGAGAGCUACGGGCUCUGA
Molecule: messenger RNA, 1338 nt
Organism: Micromonas pusilla CCMP1545
Lineage: Eukaryota; Viridiplantae; Chlorophyta; Mamiellophyceae; Mamiellales; Mamiellaceae
Exons: 2
Coding region: 1-1338 (445 amino acids)
Source: RefSeq, a predicted model, not a curated record